CCAGACACUGGAAGAACACCUGGAGCAUUUGCGGAAGGUCCUAGACCGAUUGCGGGAGCACGAAUUAUAUGCAAAGCUAUCCAAGUGCUCCUUUGCUCAGAACCAAAUCGACUUCCUCGGACAUGUCAUCGAGGAAGGGCGGAUCAAGAUGGACCAACAGAAGAUUCAGGCCAUCACAGAAUGGCCGCCUCCUACGGAUAUCCUCGGCUUGAGGUCGUUCCUUGGCCUAUGCAACUUCUAUCGGCGUUUUGUGAAAAGUUACUCCCUUGUUGUAGUGCCGCUGACAGAACUCCUUAAGAAGGUCACACCGUGGGAUUGGGGCCCCAAGCGGGCAGAGACCUUCGACGCUUUGAAAAUGGCUAUGUCUAGUAGCCCAGUAUUGGCCCUCCCUGACUUGGCCAAGCCAUUCGAAGUGCAAACGGAUGCCUCCGACUAUGCACUUGGUGGAGUAUUGCUACAAGAAGGGCACCCCGUAGCGUACGAGAGCCGGAAACUGAAGGAUGCAUAG
Molecule: messenger RNA, 508 nt
Organism: Nicotiana tabacum (common tobacco)
Lineage: Eukaryota; Viridiplantae; Streptophyta; Magnoliopsida; Solanales; Solanaceae
Source: RefSeq, a predicted model, not a curated record